This is a messenger RNA of Patiria miniata (bat star), 570 nucleotides long. RefSeq names its product NEDD8 (gene nedd8). Gene Ontology annotation, molecular function: ubiquitin protein ligase binding; protein tag activity. Gene Ontology annotation, biological process: modification-dependent protein catabolic process; regulation of proteolysis; protein neddylation. Gene Ontology annotation, cellular component: nucleus; cytoplasm. Bases 125 to 361 code for a protein of 78 amino acids. NCBI's taxonomy places the organism in Eukaryota, Metazoa, Echinodermata, Asteroidea, Valvatida, Asterinidae. The transcript is spliced from 5 exons. The record is from RefSeq and is a predicted model, not a curated record.
AUAAGUUCCAAUAAAGCACAAGAAAUUCAUGUGUGAUUUCCUGAACGACUUGCAAGUUGGACGUGCAGUCAACGGGCAUUUUUGUCACUAUACAAAGAGUUGUAACACAGUAAAUUGAGCGAAAAUGUUGAUCAAAGUGAAGACACUGACUGGCAAAGAGAUUGAAAUUGACAUCGAGCCAACAGACAAGGUUGAAAGGAUAAAGGAGCGAGUUGAAGAAAAAGAAGGCAUACCUCCACCUCAGCAGAGACUCAUCUUUAGCGGCAAACAAAUGAAUGACGAUAAGACAGCUCAAGACUACAAGGUCCAAGGCGGCUCGGUGCUUCACCUCGUCUUGGCCCUGAGGGGAGGGUUGCUUUGACCCACAGCAACUGAUAGAGAACUUGGAUGCAAAUGCCCCACAAUCAACUGCGCAUCGAUCGCUACUCAACUAAAAUGUGGGAGUGGCUUGGAGGGGUAAGGGGGGAGGGGAUUGUCACACAAGAGGCAACAGCUUUGAAAUGUUAUUUUCAUGAUUAAUACAGCAUGCAUCUGUGUAUGUAGUGGCCACAAUGUUAAACCAUCCCUGAU